This is a messenger RNA of Staurois parvus, 507 nucleotides long. The record is from the annotation of a GenBank genome assembly. NCBI's taxonomy places the organism in Eukaryota, Metazoa, Chordata, Amphibia, Anura, Ranidae.
AUGUCCGGGCAGACGGUGCUGAGCGCUGAAGAUGUGGACAUCGAUGUGGUGGGAGAAGGAGACGAGUCCCUGGACAAGGACAGCGACUGUGAGAGCCACCACGACCACCUGGAGGAAGGAGAUGAGCUGCUGGUGGGCAAGGAGCUGCCCAGGAGCCCCUCAGACAGUGCCAACGAGAGCAGCCUGGUGAAGCCCCCCUACUCCUACAUCGCCCUGAUCACCAUGGCCAUCCUGCAGAGCCCCCACAAGAAGCUGACCCUCAGUGGGAUCUGUGAGUUCAUCAGCAACCGCUUCCCUUACUACAGGGAGAAGUUCCCAGCCUGGCAGAACUCCAUCAGGCACAACCUGUCCCUCAAUGACUGCUUUGUCAAGAUACCUCGAGAGCCUGGCAACCCUGGCAAGGGCAACUACUGGACCUUGGACCCCCAGUCCGAAGACAUGUUCGACAAUGGCAGCUUCCUGAGGAGGAGGAAAACGCUUUUAAGAGGCACCAGCCCGACAAUUUGA